UCUUCAAAGUUUUGAGUGCGGAAGUGAAUGAUCGCCCUUUAGUAUAUUUGGCUUGUACAAAAAAUGCAAGAAACUGACAUAUUUUGUCGUUUUAAAUCAGAAUGUCGCUUAAAAGUAAACUUAAAUCAUUUAUAAAAAAGCAGGUAACAAACAGUGAGGACAACCAUCCAUCACCAAUAGAAGAAAACAUCAGCCAUGAACUGUUUAAUGGGGAGCCAGCUGUAGCAAAGUUCAAGCAUGAGCAGUACAGAUCCAAUCCCCAGGAAGAUCAGGAAGUAAUAGAUAAGAUAGAUAAAGAAUACUUUGAAGAUGUGGAUCCAAGUCUAUAUGAGUUAGAAAAAUUGCCAGAGGUUUUAAAUUUGGAGCAAGUUGAUGAUGACAGGACAAGAUUACGCCGCCAGUUACAGGCAGUUUCCAAGAAAGUAUCUGAGGUUGUGUUACAGAACCACCCAGCCUAUGCAGCAGAGUUACAGAGAGUUAUGGAACUACAGAAAACAUUACAGCUUGCCAGUAUCAUCUGUAAAAAUGGUCGCGGGCAACUAGCUGAAGCCAGUUCUACAUUUACAAGAACCAGUCUUCACCUGCUUGCCAAUGUUAGAAAACGACAGCAGUUGCAGUCUCUCCUUAAAUCUCUCAGAACUAUCAAGACAUUGCAAAGAACAGACAUGCGCUUGAGAGAGAUGAUGGAGGAGGAAGACUAUUGUGGUGCUAUACAGCUGUGUCUGGAAUGUCAGAAGGCAGCACUUACACUCAGACAUUACAAAUGUAUCAGUGAGUUGAGCUCAAAGUUACAAGACACACUAGAAUUGAUAGAGGAACAGUUAGAUAUUGCCCUGUCUAAAACAUGCUCCAAGUUUGACAUUGCUCAUUACGAGAAGGUUCAGAUGGCAUACACGCUACUUGGUAAAAGACAGACUGCAAUAGACCAGUUACAUCUUCACUUUACCAGUGCUAUACAAAAUGCAGCAUUCCAGAUUGUGUUAGGAUAUGUAGAACUAUGUUCACCAUCUCAGGAUAAACAAUUUAAUAGACUACAGUACUCAGAUCUCUGUAAACAUGUGACGAUAGAGAGCUUCACGCCAUGUUUGAAAGAUCUGUGUAAGUCGUUAUGGGGUGUGAUGCGAAGUUACUACAAUACAAUACGAUGGCAUGAAGAGCACGACCGUCUCGAUACUGUACAGACAGAUGAAGCAUCUAGUGAUGCAGAUUCAAUGAACACAGUCUAUAUCAAGCAGAAGCUUGAACAUGGACUGGGUCGGAUAUGGCAGGACAUACAACAGAAAGUUAGGACGUACAUUCUAGGAAUAAAUCUCUCUGCGUUUAAACUUGAGGAAUUUAUACAAUUCCUUGAUACAGUCAAUAGGAUGAUUGAUAUAGGUGAAGAUUUCUGUGAUAGUAAGUCAGAACAUUUACAGGACUGUCUCAAACACAGAGUUGAAUACUCAAAAUCCCCAGGGUUUCAGUUUUUUUCAAUGCAAAAGAGAAACAACAAGAAUUUUCCGACGAAACAUAACAGUGCAAUUCGGUCCAAGCGAGCAUUGAGAACUGAACCACAUAUUAUAGAGUCUACCAUACAAGCAACAAAUCAAGAAGAGCCUUCAGCUGCAAAAGAGCUAAACAUCACACAGGCGACGUGUCUCAGAAUAGAUAGACCGUAA
Mercenaria mercenaria is the source of this 1658-nucleotide messenger RNA. RefSeq names its product syndetin-like. NCBI's taxonomy places the organism in Eukaryota, Metazoa, Mollusca, Bivalvia, Venerida, Veneridae. Gene Ontology annotation, molecular function: SNARE binding. Gene Ontology annotation, cellular component: EARP complex. Gene Ontology annotation, biological process: endocytic recycling; retrograde transport, endosome to Golgi. The transcript has 14 exons. The record is from RefSeq and is a predicted model, not a curated record. Bases 102 to 1658 code for a protein of 518 amino acids.